GCCACCUCCGCUGCUCGCCCCGGUCCCGGAGCGGUCCGGCCGGCCCGCGGGGCACAGAGCCGAGGCCCGCGGCCGGCCGCAUGAAGGACUGCGAGUACCAGCAGAUCAGCCCCGGGGCUGCCCCGCCGCCCGCCUCCCCCGGGGCGCGCCGCCCCGGCCCCGCCGCGCCCCCCGCUCCGGGACCCGGGCCCGCGCCCGCCGCUCCGCGCUGGAGCGGCAGCGGCAGCGGGAGCUUGGGCCGCCGCCCGCGGCGCAAGUGGGAGGUGUUCCCGGGCCGCAACCGCUUCUACUGCGGCGGCCGCCUCAUGCUGGCGGGUCACGGCGGCGUCUUUGCGCUCACGCUGCUGCUCAUCCUCAGCACCACGGUCCUCUUCUUCGUCUUCGACUGCCCCUACCUGGCUCGCAAACUGACCCUGGCAAUCCCCAUCAUCGCUGCCAUCCUCUUCUUCUUCGUCAUGAGCUGCCUGCUGCAAACAAGUUUCACCGACCCUGGGAUCCUGCCCCGGGCCACUGUCUGUGAAGCAGCUGCUCUGGAGAAACAGAUUGACAACACAGGCAGUUCCACAUACCGGCCGCCCCCUCGGACACGGGAGGUGAUGAUCAAUGGGCAGAUGGUGAAGCUGAAGUAUUGCUUCACCUGCAAGAUGUUUCGGCCACCCCGGACCUCACACUGCAGCGUCUGCGACAACUGUGUGGAACGGUUUGACCAUCACUGCCCCUGGGUGGGCAACUGUGUGGGGAGACGGAACUACCGCUUCUUCUAUGCGUUUAUUCUCUCCCUCUCCUUCCUGACGGCCUUCAUCUUCGCCUGCGUGGUCACUCACCUGACGCUGCGCUCUCAGAGAAGCAACUUCCUCUCCACUCUGAAGGAGACACCAGCAAGUGUGCUGGAGUUGGUGAUCUGCUUCUUCUCCAUCUGGUCCAUUCUGGGCCUCUCAGGGUUUCACACUUACCUCGUCGCCUCCAACCUGACAACUAAUGAAGAUAUCAAAGGCUCGUGGUCCAGCAAGAGGGGCGGUGAGGCCUCUGUCAACCCCUACAGCCAUAAAAGUAUUAUCACCAACUGCUGUGCUGUGCUCUGUGGCCCCCUACCUCCCAGCCUGAUUGACCGGAGGGGAUUUGUGCAGUCUGAUACCGUGUUGCCCUCGCCCAUCAGAAGCGAUGAGCCAGCCUGUGGAGCCAAGCCAGAUGCCAGCAUGGUGAGGGAAUUGAGACUCCAGGAAGGUGCAGGAGCUGCCUAAGGUCAUCCAGCUAACAGAGCAGCAAAUCCAAGUUUGGAACCUGGUCUCUGCCCCAACUGCUAACCCUUCUGCAUACCCCAGGAAUGGAUGAAAUCUUGGAGAAGCCCUAAACUCUGCGGGGGUUUGGAGGUGGUAUGGGCCAGCCUCCUUGAACUGAUGGGAAAGUUGAAGCCCAGGGGCAGGAACGGACCUGCUAAGGCCUUAUAACAGAGCUGGAAUGCAGUCCAACACCCUGACCUCAUUCCAGUCUCUCUCCAUAAAUUCCACACUAUCUCCUAGACCAGACUGGAGAUGUGGGGUACUCUGAGCCAUAGCACCUUGAAGAGAAUGGCCGAAUCACUUAAAAGUAAUCUAGGGUCCAUUCCUGAAAGCAACUAGUAGAGAGAGCUCUUACCUACAUAACUGGACUCUUAUUCACAACUAAGCAGGAAGAGAAGGUACUAGAGCCUUCUCUGAUCACUUGUUUAGUUUGAUCAUUUCAAAAACAGAGAAAUUUACUUUGAAGGUCUUUCUGGAAGCUAGCCAAAGUCCCCCUAGUUGCAAACAGAAAACCCCAUCUCUUUUCUCGGUGAAGAUAGAUACCAACUGGCUGCUGCUUUCUCUCUAGCACAACUCUUCAAAGCCUAUUACUUCAAAGCCAGCUAAGAAAGGACUGGUUGAAUAUGGGCCUGGGGAUGCUCCAGGAGGGUGGGAAGGUGGCAGGCAGAAUGAGGAAGGCCCCCCUUGGGCUGCAGCCCCAGCUCCUGUCCUGCUGACUCAGGCAGCUGAUGUGGAGCUUUGUGCCCUGCCAGGGCCUGCUGCCUCCUGCCCGCCUGGGCUCCUGGACUUGGGAAAUGGAAGCCUGAGGCAAAAGGAGGUAACAGACAGGAACUGAGUCAGGAUCAACAGGCCAGAGCUGGCAGGAGGUGUCAGGCAGCCUGACUCCCAGUUUCAUCCUGGAGCCUCAACAGAGGAGAAGGGGGAUGAGAGGGCUUCCUUUCCUCUGCUUGGGUAUGCUGAAGGCAUGGAACCUGUGAUAUGAGCCAGGCCCCCUGGCUGAAGUGGUGGGAAGAAAAUUCCUCCUUGAUUUAGGAGAAACUCUGAAAUUCCUAGGCCUACCAGGCUCCCAUUGUCUUGGGAUCCCUAGGUUUCCCCCAGGACUUAGGGAAGCCCAGGAUCGAUGACUAGUGCAAAAGAAGGUCCUUGAGGGCCCAGGGCCUGCUGAGACCAGAGGAGUGGCCUAGAUGGAGAGAGGAGGCAGUGCUGAGGGGCUGUGACCAUUCACUUUACACCUACAGGACCUGAGGCUUACAGAGGUUGUCACUUGGCCAAGGUUACCACGACUUGUAAGAACUGAACUCAGGCAGUUGAUUCUAAAGAUACAGGUUACUCUGUCUCAUGGAAAACAAGGCAUAUUAAUAAGUUGGAGAUGAUGGGAAAAAAAAAAAGUCGGGGAGUCUCUCUACCUAAAGACACUCUCUAUAAGUGAUAUUCUAAUGUAACUACUUUCCAUCAUUUUCUGUCAGUGCUCUGAUGAGAGCAAAGCCUUCAGGAUGUCAGGCCUAAAAUCCCUUCUGCUUUCUUUUAAACCCUACAAUAUUAGCCCACAUAAGUCCUUACUUUUUCUUGUGGCAAAGAGGCAGAUCUCAACUUCAGUUCUUCAGAGUUCUGGGCCUCCAGUGGGCAAAGAGAGUGCUCAGAUACUCAGGGGAGCUGGGGGAGACACAGGCCUGUGAAAUGGUCCCAGGUCAAGGAUCAAACUAGCUGGAUCCCAGAGGGGAGUAUCAUCUCUGAGCCAUUCUGAGCUUUGGGUAGGGCAGGGUAGAAAAGCAGGAAGCCACCCUCAUGGGCCCAGAGCCAGCACUCUUAGUUGAUUCUUGAUGAAACUUGAAGACAGGACACCCCCCCUCUUCAACUAGCAGCGACAGAAGGUUGGCAACAGAGGAAUCUCCAUCUCUGAGGCCUCUUUCAAGGGGUCAGAGAUAGGGCCAUGGUCAAAGAGAAGGAACAGGGAAACUUCUGGAAGACAAGUUUGGGGGAGACAUCACUCAGCUCAAACUGCCGCCCCAUAAAACAAAAUGAUAUGUGUUGUAGCCAUCUCCCUUGCCUCAGCCCCGUCUCUCCCCAGGUUGCUAGCGUUCCCCCCCAGGGGGAUCAAACUGGACUGAGCACCUUGGUGGCCUGCUUCCCAGCCUCUGACAGAAGGCAGUCUGAGUCAGACAGGAAAAUGGGACAGCCAACCAGCUGGGCCCCCACCCUUGGUGAGCCCAGCUGAUACAUGAUAGUAGGCAGCUUCAAGGGGCAGGUGACCUGGCAUGGAGAGCCAGAGGGUAAGUCCUCAGACAAGUGGCAACAGGCCACCAACUUGAAAGGGAAAAUUGUGCUGUGAUGGGGAAGGUGUUGAAGGAACUUACUGGGUGACUAAUUACAAAGGCUGGGCUGGAGCGUCAGAGGCCACUUGUUAAACUCUUCAUUAAGUGGCAACCUGAAAGCUCCUACCUAUGCAUUCUAGGAGCUCAGAGGGGACCUUGAGAGAGAAUGAGGACCAGGGGAUGGAAUGAUGUUUAGGUAGACUCAGGAAGAAGCCUGGAAGAAAGGUGUUGAGGGAAGCAAUAUAGGGAGCUGGUAGCUGUGUGACCU
Messenger RNA from Marmota monax (woodchuck), 3860 nucleotides. It is a transcript of the gene Zdhhc18, whose product is annotated as zinc finger DHHC-type palmitoyltransferase 18. The transcript has 9 exons. Bases 81 to 1241 code for a protein of 386 amino acids. Gene Ontology annotation, biological process: peptidyl-L-cysteine S-palmitoylation; protein targeting to membrane. Gene Ontology annotation, molecular function: protein-cysteine S-palmitoyltransferase activity. The record is from RefSeq and is a predicted model, not a curated record. Gene Ontology annotation, cellular component: endoplasmic reticulum; Golgi apparatus. Lineage: Eukaryota; Metazoa; Chordata; Mammalia; Rodentia; Sciuridae.